This is a messenger RNA of Cynocephalus volans (Philippine flying lemur), 1623 nucleotides long. It is a transcript of the gene C8H1orf87, whose product is annotated as chromosome 8 C1orf87 homolog. NCBI's taxonomy places the organism in Eukaryota, Metazoa, Chordata, Mammalia, Dermoptera, Cynocephalidae. The coding region runs from base 1 to 1623 and encodes 540 amino acids. The record is from RefSeq and is a predicted model, not a curated record. The transcript is spliced from 11 exons.
AUGUCUUCAGUUUGGAAGACUCCCCAUGGAUCAGAUGCAAUGCCUGAGAUCGUGGUGAAAAUCAUUGGAAGUAAACAUUUUCAAUACCUUGUGGAGAAGCCAAAGACGAAGGAGAAUGAGAACUUGAAGGCAGAAACUCAAACAGUGCUCCUGAAACCCGUGACUGGUAACGCAGGGCAGAUGAGCAGAGACCCCCCAGCUCCCACUAACCCCACUGACCAGCAAACCAGUGAUAGCCCAGAUGAUGUGGAAGAGAGCAGAUACCCACAGGACAACCAGAAACUCCUAACAGGAGCACGCAGUAGCGGAUUCCUGAAUCACAAAAUUCCCAGUCAAGCAAAUGUCCAUUGCAGCUCUGUACCAACUGGAGACCAGUCUCUAUCCUAUAUGCAUGGCCUCCCCAGGAGGAAACAUAGAGACUGGUCCUUGGAACAGAUGGUGAAAGGCAGCUCUGACCAACCUGAGGAUAUUGGUCAGAGGUCAAGUGGAACAAGAGAAGACACUUUUCUUCUUGCUUUGGUCAGAAAAGAACUCAAGUCACACUCUUUGAGUCCCAGCUUACUAGACAAGCUUCAGAAAGAGCUGAAAAUCCUGGACCCUAUCUCCUCAGGACUUCUUCUGCAGUCUCAGCUAAGCCGCACCUUCUUGAGGCAUGAAGUUCCUCUACAGUUACCGACAGUCAAGAUCCUUUGCCAGAGAUUUUCUAGGAGGGGCUCUCCUGAAAUGGUGAAUUAUGAAAAGCUACUCUGGUUUUUAAAAAGUGCAGUGUCAGAUGAUCCACAGCAAAGCAAAAUGGCUACAGACAACAACUUGAGGGAAACUCAGAGUCAUAGCAAUCACAGCCAAAGUACUCCACCUCCAGACCCCUGCUCACAGUCAGAAGUGAACAAGAGCCUGCUGGAGAUUUUGAAGAUGGCACUAAGGACAACCAAUGGCAAACUCAACAUAGAGAACCUCAGUCUGAGUUUUCGAAAAGAAGAUCGCUCAUUCUCUGGCUGCCUCCCUCCACCAAAGGUCAGGGCUAUAUGUGGGAAGCAUGGAUUGUAUCUGACAUUGAGCCUGCUGGAAAUAUUGCUUAACCAUCAAGAUUUGGGUUACCAAGAAGAGAUAAAGUGGCAGAAUUUUGUUGAGUUGCUGAGCAGAGCUUCUUCUGAUUUGUCUGAUUUGCCUACAGAGAAGAAUGAAAAGGAAUUCCCUGCCCUGCCAAGAGAGCCUGAAGUCCCUGAGAUGUCUCAAAGCAAAACUGCACACGUGAAAACUCCAGAAGAGGCGCUGCAGUCAGAAAACCCUCCUGCUGAGAGUUUGGCCCCAAAAGAUUCUCAAAGCUCUUUGAAGAUCAGGCCAGUCUCCCAACCUUUUGUGAAUCCCACCACGAAGAACAAGUCUGAAGAAUGUGAGCUGUGGAUAGACAGGUUCAGGAAGCUGGAGAACGCCCUCUACCUGUGUGAUCUGAGUAACACAGGAGUCCUGCAGAAGGAACGAGCCAGACGCCUCAUUCACAACUACAAUCUCAUUUACAACCUGUCCCUGAGCCCUCGGAAAAUCGACCAGGCCUUGCGGAGAUUCCGUUCUGGAGAAAAUGUGCUCUUGGAGCCAGCGCUGCAGUACUUAAAGGAGCUAUGA